Bufo gargarizans (Asiatic toad) is the source of this 3622-nucleotide messenger RNA. RefSeq lists its product as uncharacterized. Bases 1537 to 3387 code for a protein of 616 amino acids. The transcript is spliced from 2 exons. The record is from RefSeq and is a predicted model, not a curated record. Lineage: Eukaryota; Metazoa; Chordata; Amphibia; Anura; Bufonidae.
UCAGUGCGGGUGCAAUGCGUUCGCGUCACGUGUUGCACCCGCGCGGAAAACUCGCUCGUGUGAAAGAGGCCUGAAUGUGAAAAAUUGCAGCCCAUAGUAUCUAGAACUGCCAUGUCGUGCAGCAGUGAAUUAUGGGAGUCUGUGAGUGCUCUGCUUGCUCGGCAUGGCUGUGGGGGAGCCGUCCUUCUGAGGAUCCUCGUACAGCCCUCACAUUGAGAAAUGCUGGGAUAGCUCUGUGCUAUGGGCGCGGUCAGCCGUAGGGAAUCUCUACAUUCCAAACCUAAAAUUCCAAGACUUUAUUCACCUACGUUCUGCAAUGGCACAGCGGCACAUUUACUAAGACCGACUUUUUACGCCGGUCUUAUUUCCCCCCUCUGCGCUGCCGCUAGAUACAUCUAAUUUAUGACGAGGUGUCAUGUUCAGCUUACAUUUGCAUAAAUGUGAGUAAAUUUGUUGAGGCUGGGGUCCCAGCCCUGUAAGACCCAACUGGUACAAGGUGCAAAACCAGCCGUGCGCCAAAAUUGUUGUUGCACAGCCGGACAGAAAAGCGGACUUGCGACACCUUUUACAUCCAUUAGUAAAUGUGCCCCAUAGUGUUUAAAGGAGAAAUCACAAGAGUGAGGGCUCACACACAACCAUUUUUUUUCUGCAGUGUGCUAUCCUUUUUUAAAAGGUAUAGUGUGCCAACCUAUACAUUUCAAUGGGGCUAUGCACACAUUUAUUUUUUUAACUGAUUCAGUUGCCACUCCAUUUAAAUGGCCUAUCUGGAUAGUUCAUCAUUAACUGAUCGUUGGGGUUCUGUUCCCAGCACCCCACGAUCAGCUGUAUGAAGAGGUUGCAGCACUCCAGUGAGCGCUGCCGCCUCAUCACAGCGCCAUGCGUUCUAUAGUGGCUGUGCUUGGUAUUGCAGCCUAAGCAUAGUAAGGCUACUUUCACAUAUGCCUUUUUGCUGUCCGUUUUUGAGAUCCGGCAUGGGAUCUCAAAACCACAGCAAAAUGCGUUUGUUUGAAUAAUACAACCAGCUGCAUCUGUUCAAGCAGCGAUUUUGUGUGCGGCAUGGGAAACUGUAGAAGCCAGAUCAGGCACUAAAAUUAUUGUAAGUCAAUGGGCGCUGGAUCCGAAACCGAAAAUAACAGAUGCGGCACCAUUGAUUUACAUAGACUUACAUCUGCCAUGUUCAGUUUCUCGUGCCACACACAAAAUCGCUGCUUGCAGUGGUUUUCUGCCCGGCAUGGGAAUGCAACAAACCGGAACGGAAUGCAUUCUGGUGCGCUCCGUUGCGGUUUGUUCAGUUUUCUCCCUAUUGACGAUGAAUAGGGGAGAAAAUGGAAGCGUUUUCCUCCAGUUUUGAGAGCCUGUGCUGGAUCUCAAAACUGGAAAGGAAAACGUAGAUGUAAAAGUAGUGUAAGCGGUGUAGAGUACAUGAUGCUGAGCCCGGUUAUGUCAUUUUUAUCUUCAUACUUCCUUUCCUUCUGACGCUGUGCUCCCCCAAACCAGCUGUAAAAUGCAUUGAGAGGACUCUGAGUCCUCUCCGUUAUGUGUGCGCUCGGGAGUGCUCUCCGUUAUGUGUGCGUGCAUGAGCUUGGGAGUCUGCUCCGUUAUGUGUGCGUGCGUGAGCUCGGGAGUCUGCUCCGUUAUGUGUGCGUGCGUGAGCUCGGGAGUCUGCUCCGUUAUGUGUGUGUGCGUGAGCUCGGGAGUCUGCUCCGUUAUGUGUGUGUGCGUGAGCUCGGGAGUCUGCUCCGUUAUGUGUGCGUGCGUGAGCUCGGGAGUCUGCUCCGUUAUGUGUGCGUGCGUGAGCUCGGGAGUCUGCUCCAUUAUGUGUGCGUGCGUGAGCUCGGGAGUCUGCUCCGUUAUGUGUGCGUGAGUGAGCUCGGGAGUCUGCUCCGUUAUGUGUGCGUACGUGAGCUCGGGAGUCUGCUCCGUUAUGUGUGCGUGCGUGAGCUCGGGAGUGCUCUCCGUUAUGUGUGCGUGCAUGAGCUUGGGAGUCUGCUCCGUUAUGUGUGCGUGCGUGAGCUCGGGAGUCUGCUCCGUUAUGUGUGCGUGCGUGAGCUCGGGAGUCUGCUCCGUUAUGUGUGCGUGCGUGAGCUCGGGAGUCUGCUCCGUUAUGUGUGCGUGUGUGAGCUCGGGAGUCUGCUCCGUUAUGUGUGCGUGCGUGAGCUCGGGAGUCUGCUCCGUUAUGUGUGCGUGCGUGAGCUCGGGAGUCUGCUCCGUUAUGUGUGCGUGCGUGAGCUCGGGAGUCUGCUCCGUUAUGUGUGCGUGCGUGAGCUCGGGAGUCUGCUCCGUUAUGUGUGCGUGCGUGAGCUCGGGAGUCUGCUCCGUUAUGUGUGCGUGCGUGAGCUCGGGAGUCUGCUCCGUUAUGUGUGCGUGCGUGAGCUCGGGAGUCUGCUCCGUUAUGUGUGCGUGCGUGAGCUCGGGAGUCUGCUCCGUUAUGUGUGCGUGCGUGAGCUCGGGAGUCUGCUCCGUUAUGUGUGCGUGCGUGAGCUCGGGAGUCUGCUCCGUUAUGUGUGCGUGCGUGAGCUCGGGAGUCUGCUCCGUUAUGUGUGCGUGCGUGAGCUCGGGAGUCUGCUCCGUUAUGUGUGCGUGCGUGAGCUCGGGAGUCUGCUCCGUUAUGUGUGCGUGUGUGAGCUCGGGAGUCUGCUCCGUUAUGUGUGCGUGCGUGAGCUCGGGAGUCUGCUCCGUUAUGUGUGCGUGCGUGAGCUCGGGAGUCUGCUCCGUUAUGUGUGCGUGCGUGAGCUCGGGAGUCUGCUCCGUUAUGUGUGUGUGCGUGAGCUCGGGAGUCUGCUCCGUUAUGUGUGCGUGCGUGAGCUCGGGAGUCUGCUCCGUUAUGUGUGCGUGCGUGAGCUCGGGAGUCUGCUCCGUUAUGUGUGCGUGCGUGAGCUCGGGAGUCUGCUCCGUUAUGUGUGCGUGCGUGAGCUCGGGAGUCUGCUCCGUUAUGUGUGCGUGCGUGAGCUCGGGAGUCUGCUCCGUUAUGUGUGCGUGUGUGAGCUCGGGAGUCUGCUCCGUUAUGUGUGCGUGCGUGAGCUCGGGAGUCUGCUCCGUUAUGUGUGCGUGCGUGAGCUCGGGAGUCUGCUCCGUUAUGUGUGUGUGCGUGAGCUCGGGAGUCUGCUCCGUUAUGUGUGCGUGCGUGAGCUCGGGAGUCUGCUCCGUUAUGUGUGCGUGCGUGAGCUCGGGAGUCUGCUCCGUUAUGUGUGCGUGCGUGAGCUCGGGAGUCUGCUCCGUUAUGUGUGUGCGCUCUGGAGUGCUCUCAAUGCAUUUUACUGCUGGUUUGUUGGAGCAAUGGAUCACUCAAACCAUACACCGGAGCUGACAAAUUCAUUUUAUCUUCCACUAGUUAGUUUACGCUGCAUUUUUUUUUUUUUUCUGCAGCAUGUGAAUGAAAUUUCUUAAAAUCUCGUGUGCUUUGCUGAUGCUGCAAAAUGCUGUGGAUUUGUCGCACGCAAAUCUGCGCCAUGAGAUCCGCAGUGUUUCAGUCUCUCAUUGAUAGAUUUCCAAUGAAAGAUCGGCUAUAGAGAACCAUUUUGCAAUAGUGUGAAUGCCGGGAAAUUCUGAGCUCCUACUGCCAGGAAGAGAUUUUUUUUUCUUCUCCUUGAUCCUUGCGUAAGGGUUUGCUGCUGUAAUGAUU